Messenger RNA from Rhipicephalus sanguineus (brown dog tick), 639 nucleotides. RefSeq names its product hydroxysteroid dehydrogenase-like protein 2. Gene Ontology annotation, cellular component: mitochondrion. The coding region runs from base 208 to 600 and encodes 130 amino acids. The record is from RefSeq and is a predicted model, not a curated record. NCBI's taxonomy places the organism in Eukaryota, Metazoa, Arthropoda, Arachnida, Ixodida, Ixodidae. The transcript is spliced from 3 exons.
UCAAGCGAGCGAGAAGUGAGGGAGUUUGGCGCCCGAAGGCGGGCUUGCGGGCGGCGGUACGCGUAAGCAUCAUAUGAUCGCCGUUCGCAGUCCUUGACCCGUCUAAUCACCGACGCGCAGCGUUCAGACAAAAGGACUUUCUACCGUAUAGUGUCGCACGUACGAGAAAACAGCGUUCUUCUAGUCGCAUCUGACUCGCACGCGAUCAUGGCCGAUUCUAAAGGCAGCAAAAACAGAACCAUGGCGGCCCAGCUAGUAUCGGCAGAAACAGUGGAAGGAGUGUUCAACAUGAUUUCCGUGUACCUGAAUGAAGACUUGGUCAACCAGAUUGGUGGAGUCUUCGUUUUCGACGUCAAAGGUGAGCCUACCAAGUGGUAUGUCGACCUCAAGAAUGGCAAGGGCUCCGCAGGCAAGGGAGACCCGCCUCAGGGCAAGGCUGACGUGACCUUCGUCAUGGAGCGCGACACCUUCAUCAAGAUGUUCACGGGAAAGCUGAAUCCGACCAGCGCCUUCAUGGGCGGCAAGCUGUCACUCAAGGGUGACCUGCCCAUGGCUAUGAGGCUCGACAAGCUCAUGGGAGAGAUGCGUUCCAAACUCUGAUUCCGGCCAGCGCAGAAACGCAGCAAUCCGGACACUCUU